AUGGCUGAUUCCGACAGCUUAGAUCGUGGGAAGAAGAGAUCCGCUGAGGACAUCUCAGGCCCAGGAGUCGUGUUUCGGCUCCUCAUUCCCGCCAUCAAGAUGGGCCCCAUUAUCGGCAACAAGGGUGCCAACAUAAAGAGCAUUCGCGACGACUCAGGAGCGCGGAUCAAGAUUACAAAUUCGGCCGUGCGGCUGGAGGAGCGAGUGGCGAUCGUGUCGUCGCGCGAUCCCCCGGGCACGGUGCCGACAUGCGCUGAGACGGCCUUCUUUCGCCUUUACCCCUUCGCGCUCACUCCGCACAAGGACACGGGCGACGAGGUGGUGCUGAGCAUGCUGGUGCCGGACUCGCAGGCGGGCGUGGUGCUGGGCAAGGGCGGCGCCAGCAUCAAGGAGAUGCGCGAGGCCUCGGGCGCGCACAUCCGCAUGGACCCCUACCGAGGCGCGUACGCGCUGCCGCACGACCGCCUCUUGCAGAUAACAGGCAGCGAGGAGCAGGUGGAGAGAGCAGUCAAGGAAUUGGCGAACAAGCUCAGGGAGCACACGCCAAAGGAGAGUCUGCAGGAGCUGGAGGGCACAGCGGGGCCAACAAGGCAGAUUCCCAUGGUGGCAUAUGACGCCAUCACACAGCUGCCCACCGCCAUGCUCGCCGCCCACCCCUCCACUGCGCACAUGCCCUCCUGGACCCUGCCUCAAGUUGUUGUGCCCGUGCAUGAUCCCUACGCAAAGCGGCGCAGGACACAGGACGAGCCGCCAGUGGUGCCGAUAGGUGCGUCGCAGGACGAGGCUAAGGUGCGGGCGGAGGUGCGCAUCAGCAGCGGAUCCAUCGGGGCAGUGCUGGGCCACGGCGGGCACACCAUCAAGAACAUCCGCAACAUCUCUGGCGCCAUUGUCCGCGUCGCCAAGUUGAAGGCAGGAGACACAAGUGACCGGCUUAUUGAAAUCCAGGGCACGCAAGCACAGGUAUCCGCAGCACAGCAGUUGAUUCAGGCUUGCCUCGUCAGCACCAAUUAA
This is a messenger RNA of Closterium sp. Naga37s-1, 1011 nucleotides long. The record is from the annotation of a GenBank genome assembly. Lineage: Eukaryota; Viridiplantae; Streptophyta; Zygnematophyceae; Desmidiales; Closteriaceae.